UAAUAAAAACCAAAGCAGGGACCACAACAGUUAAAAGUGGGGUCAAUACCAAGCUGUUAUUGUUCCAUUUCCAAUCUCUCAAGCUUUCAUCCCCUGUCAAGAUCUACUUUUUAACGCACACAAGUGCACACACAACCUGUGAUUUGUUCAACUUCUUUGGAUAUUUUUGUUUGUUUAUAUAGAGAGAAUGAUCUUUAGGUCACAGAGAUCUGAGAAUUUCUGAUUUAGAGCCCGAACAAGAUUGAUAAAUUAAGCAAUGGGGAAAAGAGGGAGUUGGUUCUCUGCUUUGAAGAAAGCCCUCGGUUCCUCUAAGAAAUCCAAAUCAAAGAAGAAAUGGUCAGAAAAAGAGAAGAACCGGGAUCUAGGUGUUUCUUCACGUGAAGAAACCGUUGCACCCUCUCUUUCUCCUCCUCGUACACCACCUCCUCCUACAGCAGAAGAUGUAAAAUUAACUGAAGCUGAGAACGAGCAGAGCAAGCAUGCUUAUUCCGUGGCGCUUGCCACUGCUGUGGCAGCUGAGGCAGCUGUUGCAGCCGCCCAGGCUGCGGCUGAGGUUGUUCGGCUUACUACAGUGGCACAUUACUCUGGAAAAUCGAAGGAGGAAAUAGCUGCAAUCAGGAUUCAAACAGCAUUUAGAGGAUACCUGGCGAGGAGGGCAUUGCGUGCUUUGAGAGGGCUGGUGAGAUUGAAGUCAUUGAUACAAGGGCAAUCUGUCAAACGGCAAGCAACUGCCACAUUACGAGCCAUGCAGACUCUUGCUCGUGUGCAGUCUCAGAUUCGUGCAAGAAGGAUCAGAAUGUCCGAGGAAAAUGAGGCCCUCCAACGGCAGCUCCAGCAGAAACAUGACAAAGAACUUGAGAAGUUGAGAACUUCUAUUGGAGAACAAUGGGAUGAUAGCCCACAAUCAAAGGAAGAAGUUGAAGCCAGCCUACUACAAAAGCAAGAAGCUGCCAUGAGAAGAGAAAGGGCACUGGCUUAUGCAUACUCGCAUCAGCAAAUGUGGAAGCAAUCUUCAAAAUCAGCAAAUGCUACAUUCAUGGAUCCAAACAAUCCUCGCUGGGGAUGGAGUUGGUUAGAGAGGUGGAUGGCAGCCCGACCUUGGGAGAGCCGAAGCACAAUAGAUAACAAUGAUCGGGCCUCUGUUAAGAGUACAACAAGCCGUACCAUGUCUCUUGGAGAAAUCAGCAGAGCUUAUUCUCGUCGUGAUCUUAACCAUGACAAUAAACCUUCUCCUGGUGCUCAGAAAUCAAGUCGGCCUCCCAGUCGGCAAUCACCCUCUACUCCUCCCUCUAAGGCACCAUCUACAUCUUCAGUAACAGGGAAAGCAAAGCCACCAAGCCCUAGAGGGAGUGCUUGGGGAGGAGACGAGGACUCCAGGAGCACAUUCAGUGUCCAGUCUGAGCGCUAUCGGAGACAUAGCAUAGCAGGGUCAUCAAUAAGAGAUGAUGAGAGUCUUGCAAGUUCGCCUUCAGUUCCAAGUUACAUGGCACCCACACGGUCACAGUCAGCAAAGGCAAAAUCCCGCUUGUCAAGCCCGCUAGGCAUAGAUAAUCAUGGGACACCAGAUAAGGCAUCAGUGGGUUAUGUAAAGAAGCGGCUUUCCUUCUCUGCUUCACCAGCUGGAGCAAGGAGACACUCUGGUCCUCCUAGGGUGGAUGCUAGUGCUGUUAAAGACAUUCAAAUGCACACAGAAGAUAAAAUGAGCAAUGGAGCAAGCAGCAAGUAGUGCAGGAGACGAGAGAAAAUUUUCAUUUUAGGUAUCAGUGAAAAAAAAAACAAAAGAUAUAAAAAUGGGUUUUAGAUUUUCAUCUUUGCCUCCAUUUUCUUCUUCGGUGUCUACUCUUUGUGAAACAAGUGAAGGGAGGGAAUAAAUGUGUUAUUGUUGUGAUUCAUGUUCUCAUCAUCAUUGUGAUCACCGUUAACUCCUUAUUCUUACAAUUAUUAGGGAUGUGUCAUUUGUUAUAUGUAGCAGGAUUGCUUCUGGGGAUGUUAACAAUUUGAUUUAUUUAGUUGUAGUAGUCUCGUCGGAAUAA
Messenger RNA from Populus nigra (black poplar), 2033 nucleotides. RefSeq names its product protein IQ-DOMAIN 3. The transcript is spliced from 6 exons. Lineage: Eukaryota; Viridiplantae; Streptophyta; Magnoliopsida; Malpighiales; Salicaceae. The record is from RefSeq and is a predicted model, not a curated record. The coding region runs from base 257 to 1726 and encodes 489 amino acids. Gene Ontology annotation, molecular function: protein binding.